CGUCAAACCUGUGGAGCGUCUGCGCGUCCUCUCCGUCUCUUCCGUCUGUUCCAGCAGCUCAAGUUUGGCUCUCAGAGAUCCAGCUCACCUGGUUCUCUCCCGAAACAAAGUUAAACCAAACAGGAUCGAGGAGUUAAUCAGUUCAUCAAGCCGCCAUGGACGCGCUGAAGAAGGGGUUCUCCAAAGCCAAGGAUGGAGUCGUGGCCGCGGCGGAGAAAACAAAGCAGGGAGUGACGGGAGCGGCCGAGAUGACGAAGGAUGGGGCCGUGUUUGUCGGAACUAAAACUAAGGAUGGAGUCACCACAGUCGCAGGUAAAACUGUGUCUGGAGUGUCUCAGGUGGGUGGAGCGGUGGUUACCGGGGUUACCACUGUGGCCCAGAAAACCGUGGAGGGCGCCGGCAAUAUCGUCGCUGCAACCGGAUUGGUAAAAAAGGAUCCAUCUAAGCAAUGUGACGAAGAACCAGUGGUAGUGGACGCUGCAAAGUCAUCAGCGGAUUCUGACCGUGAGGUUACAGAGGACAGCGAAGGCUAAACGGCUCAAGAGCUUCACAGUCAGAAGUUGAUGACUGAAACGUUCCAUGUCUCACUGCCAAGUCCCGUCGUGCCUCGUCUCUGGUCCAUCAUGGAGUCUAAAGUAAUCUGAGUGUUUGUCUGUACUGGUGUGUGAGUGUGUAAACACUGGAGAUCAAGGGGUGUGUGUGUGUGUGUGUGUGUGUGUGUGUGUGUGUGUGUGUGUGUGUGUGUGUGUGUGUGUGUGUGUGUGUGUGUGUGUGUGU
Molecule: messenger RNA, 777 nt
Organism: Cololabis saira (Pacific saury)
Lineage: Eukaryota; Metazoa; Chordata; Actinopteri; Beloniformes; Belonidae
Product: alpha-synuclein-like
Exons: 6
Coding region: 156-533 (125 amino acids)
Biological process (GO): synaptic vesicle endocytosis; synapse organization; chemical synaptic transmission
Cellular component (GO): cytoplasm; neuronal cell body; axon terminus
Molecular function (GO): cuprous ion binding
Source: RefSeq, a predicted model, not a curated record